GCUCAUGUGCUUAUAUUUAAAUGUUGUUUUACUUUAUUUGAAUAUACGUAACUGUCUGUGAGUUACUUACAGUUGUCUGAAGUAUUUAGCAUCUGUAUAAAAUUUUCUUUAGUGUCACUGCUGUAUCAGUGAGCAGUUCUAUAAUAUACUUUAGUCCUGUCCCAUUUGUGAGAGCAGUUAAACAUUUAAUGAGCUAUAACUGCUGAGUCAUUUCUAUUUAUUUAUAGGGCAAAUGUUGACCAGAGCAGUUGUGUAGUCAUGACUGUAGCCGAGACUCAAGUGCAGUUAUAAAAAGAUUGGUCUUAAAACUGAAUUUUAAAAAUGGCGAUGGACUAGAAUGGCGUGACAGUGAGAACUAAAAUGUUUCACAGACUAGGAGACAGCAAUGAAAACAAUUUAUCACCUUUGGGGUUUAACUAAAAAUGUAGAACGGAAAGCAGUAAUUGAUCAGGACAUCGAAGAAGUUUUAAGUCGGAAUAGGGACUAAAGAGAUCUGACAUACAAACUUGUGCCAAUCCGUACAGUGCUUAAAACACAAUUGAAGAAUUUCAAAAUCAAUUCUAUAUUUCAUUAGUCUCUGUUCUUGGUACUAGUGAGGUGAUUCUAGACAAACCGCAGGAAAGAAAAGGAUAACUGACUCAAAUAAAGAAAACUACAGCAGUCAAGAAGCAAGGAAAUAAAAGUAUGUACAAAAGUCUACGGAUUCCUAGGAGACAGAUAAGGUUUUAUUUUCACAAUAGACCUAACAUGGCAGAAAGCUACCACUAAUGACAGUUUGUCAAAUUUUAAGGCAGAUUCAAAUGUGACAUCUAGACCGUUGCAAGUUAAAGGGAAUUUGUCUUAAUGUCAUUUAGCCCUUCCUUUAGACAUCCAGUGUUUGACACCCUUGUGGCAAAUGAAAAGAGAUUUAGAAAUGCCCUGCUGACUUCUCUAGUAAACAAACAAAAGUUAUGUUUACAUUCCAUGUUUCUCAUUAAAAUGCAUUUUGCAUAUCCUUGAGGAUCAACAUACGGUGUUGAAUGCAUUUCCCUCCUCAUAAAAUAUACAUGAAAAAUCUUGGGAUGGCAUGUUUUCUAAAAGUAAACCCAAGUUAAAGUACAAUAGGUCCCAAAAUAGAGCCUUGAAGUACACCACAAGAGGAAGAAUCAAAGGAAGAUAAAGAUGUAUCACUUGCAACUGAAACCAAUCUGCUGAUAGGACUCAAACCAAAAUAGUAUCGUCUAGACCAGCUUGAUAUAGAGAGAAAUAACUUUUGAUAUGAUUUGGCGCUAUAUACAUAAAAACUGACUUGACUUGACCACAAGGCCUGGAAAUGAUUGACAUGAUUGAGAUGGCCCAAGAGGACAGAAUGGUAAACAUUUUCAAAAGCAGCAGAGGGGUCUAACACAAUUUAAAUAACGUAAUUUAUUUUUACUUGAAAUUUAUCCAAAAUGUUGGUAUGGUCUACAAAGGAGAGGCAAGUUAGUGGCAAGUUAUUAAGCACUGUUAGAGGGUUUUGUAACUGCAUGUUAGAGGGAGGAUGGGACGAUCUACUGACUUAAGGUGUUUAUUAUGGAUAAAAUGCUGAGCCAAAAAUGUCACUUCUUUAAAAAGGAGUGACAGAAUUACUGUAUGUCCAAUGACCAAGUAGAGGUGUAUUAAUGAACUGCUUUACUUAUUCAUGUUUGUUCAACAAAACUGUUUCUCUUUCAGGAUAAACCUUCAGUUUCUAUCCGUCACCCAAACUUAAAAGAAACAUGUUUCUCGUGAAUAUCUGCAUCUAUGCCAGCCUCAUGCUGUCCCUCCCUCAGUGUACAUAUCAGUCAUGCACAGAGGGGACACCCAGACAGUGUGUAGAUGCAGAAUUUGCUCCAGGUACCAAUUUGGCCGGGGAAGGCUUUGAUAUCACCAAAAUGGAACGUAAGGGGGCCUUUGUGCUUGACAUGAAUAGGUGGAAACGCAAGGACAAAACAUGCACCCUGUGUAGCAACCCCUAUCUGGAGAACAAAAAGCAAAAGCUCCCCUUGUCAGUGGUGGACUGGAGACCAAAGCAGUCCUGCAACAUGAAAGUAGCCAGUGCGCUCCACCGGUCCAGUGAGUCCCUGGUCAGUUCCAGCACCUCUUCUGUGGAUAACAACUGGCAGGCCAAUCUAGAUGUUAGUGUAGGUGAAAAAAGCGGCAAAGUGAUGCUAGCUGGUACCCAUUCUAAAUUGGCUGAAUACUCCAUGGAAAAAACAAAAAAUGACAAGUUCAGCUUCACAAGCCUCAGCAUGUCCUGUGAGUACUACAGCUACAGAGUGUCCGGCACUCACAAGUUGCACAGAGAAUUUCAAAAAGCACUGAAACAGCUCCCCAAAAUCUACAGCCCUGAAUACAAGCAACGUUUUUACAAACUUAUUGACAACUUCGGUACCCAUUACAUCACCAAGGUGAAGCUGGGAGGAAGUGUUCAAUCUGUGACCAGCAUCAGGCAGUGCCAGGCCAGCCUGCAGGGCCUCAGUGUGGAGGAGGUGCAGAUGUGCCUGGAAGCUGAGGCGUCAGCCAGCAUCAAAGCUGAAGCAAAAGCAGAAGUAAAACACUGCCAGAAGGACAUGGACAAGAUGGAAAUGAAGACAUCCUUCUCCGGCCUCUUCAACGACAGGUUCACAGAAAUAAAGGGGGGCCAUACCACGGAGCCGGACCUUCUAUUCUCUGCUGACAAGGAUCCAUCAGCCUACAAAGAAUGGCUGAACACACUACCACAGAAUCCAGACAUAGUCUCAUACUCCCUGGACUCACUGCAUGAGUUACUGCCCACUAACAGCCCUGUCCGCAAGAACUUGCGCUCAGCCAUUAGCCAUUACAUCCUGGAAAGGGGUCUGUGGAAGAAUUGCAGUGACCACUGUCAGGCCGGCAUCAAGAGCGACCCACGAGAUACCUGUGUCUGCCAAUGCCACAAUGACCCUGCUGUAAACCAAGACUGCUGCCCAACCCGUAAGGGUAUGGCGCGGGUCAUCAUAACUGUACAACGGGCCUCUGGUCUGUGGGGAGACCACACCACAGAAACGGACGGCUAUGUGAAGGUGUUCUUUAAUGGGCUGAUGUUCCGGCGUACUCCUGUCAUUUACAACAACAAUAAUCCACAUUGGGCCACGAUUGUCGACCUGGGCACCCAGGAUUUGUCUUCAGGAAAUAUAGUGAAAUUUGAAGUGUGGGAUGAGGACAACAAGUGGGACGACGACCUGCUGGGACAAUGUGAGCAAGUUCUGUCUGCUGGAGUCAAAGAGGAUCUCUGCAACAUGCAUCAUGGCCAGCUGUUCUACAAAUUGGCGGUGAAAUGUGCUCCAAGUCUGAGUGGAGCUACAUGCAAAGAUUACAAACCUUCACCUAUGAGUCAAAGUCUGAAGAGGCUGUAUGUGUCCCGUCAUGCACAUCCUGUUCCAAAGGCCAUCCUCUUAGAGAUGGGUGUGUUUGUGAAUGAAACAAGUUCACAGAGAAAUCAGAGUCUUACUCAAGGUUUUUCCUGCAUUGAGAAUGACAAGGCAGCUGACUCUGUCAAAUUUCAUGGUGCCUCCAGCUCUCCAGAAAACUCUGAAUGGUAUCAGAAUGGAAAACAAUGUUUUCUGGCAAGUGUUGCGCUUGGUGGAUUUCUAUCACUUCUAACUGCAAUCGCAGCAUUACGCCGAUAUAGUGGCACUGUCGUAAUUCGCACAGUCCACUGGGAAAGCACCACCAAAACUGCAAAAGACAAAGAAAAGAUCAAUCUGAUUUGGACUGCAGAAAAGCAGGGGCCAGUCCAGUUCGGUGCACCAUAGUGUUUCCGCUUAUAACAUUUUUGCCACCAAAAAAAAAAAGAAAAGAAAAAUGUCACUGAAGAAAACAAAACUAUUUUUCCUGCUGUUUAAUGAUAGUUUUAUAUCAUCAAUUGGAGUUUAUUAAUGCCAUUGCAAACAGCAGCCAAAUUCCGGGUUUCUUUAGCUACUCCACAUGUCUCUACAAGUGUGCCUGAACGUCUUGUACCGAGACUAUAAUGUCUAACGACAACUGUAAAACAUUAUUCAUUAUAAUAUAUAACAGCAUGACUGCCACCUAUACUGAUAAAAGCAAAUACAUUUUACAGAAGGAAGUAAAAUUAUCAAAUUAAAUUACAGAAAAAAGGACAGGCAGUCUUAUAAAAGUGUCCAGUAAAAGUGUGUGAGAGGGGAUUACUUAAAAUACAAAUAUUUUUACAAUUAUUUUUUUAAAUGCUUCAAAAAUAGGAGCUCUUUGUUUGUGUAAAUAAUAUUUUACCAGCAGAAUAAAAUUUGAGCUUAUCAAGCCUUUGUGAACUGCUACUUCAGUACAAAAAAGACUAUCACUGGGACAAUAGAAAAUUGCAGAUGAACACUUAAUAUCCAGGAAUUCACAUUAUAGACACCACUGACUAUCCAUGUAACAAUUUGGCCACAGUUUAUUCAUAAUUAUAUUUUUUUUCCAAUCAUGUAGUUAUUAGAACUCCUAAAAUGUGUUGCUUGUAAUAAGUGUUUCCUUGAGCCAGCUGAAGGCACAGUACACAUUAUCAGGGUGGUACCACCUUCACCUCAUUUUGAGCCAGGAAAAACACCCAUUACUGCAGAAACUCAAAUGUAAGAUUCGAUACAACACCCAUGUUUGGCUUUUCUGAGGCUUACAUGAUCUUUUUACUAGGUGUAUCGAUGAGGUUAACUGAAGCAAAAUCUUUUAACAUCCAUUGUUAAAUCUGUACUUGUCACAAAGGAUGAGAAGUAUGUCUGCUGGGGAAGAAUGUUUUAUGUGCUGACAAAGCGGCUGAACUGAAUUAUGGAGAAUGUUACUAUGGAGAAUGUUGCUAUAUAUACUAAAUAAUUUGUUUGAAAGAAAAGUUAUGUUAAUGUAGGCUCUCAGAAAUCAGCAUCCACAAAUGAUCCAGCUGACUGAGAUGUACUUGUAAAAUGUUGUAACAUAUUAAAAAUAUUAAUAAAAGCAGUGUCAGACAAGAUACUUCUGUUUUAUAUACUACAUCUGCAUGAUGUUUGUAUCAUAUAGUACCCACUGUGCUUUAGACACUGGCCUGGUCUGUCACAGGACAGCACAGUAUACGCAGCACAUCAUCUAAAAGUUCUUGCAGCUGUCAAAAUAUGAAUGUGAUUCAAUGUAGCUUUUACUUAUGGACUUAUUUAUGCCUUUUUUUACUCCCAUACCUUUAGAUAAAAUUGAAAUGUUUGCAGAUUUUAUGUAUUGUGCAAUCACUUUGUAGCAUUUUCGAAUCUAUAUAAACAUAUAUAACAUAUAUAUAUUCAAGUGUAUUUUAUGUAUUUUAAUCACAUUAUUAUUUUGUCUGUUAUGGUUUCAUAUGUUUAUUCAUAUUAAAGGCAUAAUUUCUGAA
Messenger RNA from Epinephelus fuscoguttatus (brown-marbled grouper), 5341 nucleotides. RefSeq names its product perforin-1-like. The transcript has 4 exons. Lineage: Eukaryota; Metazoa; Chordata; Actinopteri; Perciformes; Serranidae. Gene Ontology annotation, biological process: leukocyte mediated cytotoxicity. The record is from RefSeq and is a predicted model, not a curated record. The coding region runs from base 1737 to 3773 and encodes 678 amino acids. Gene Ontology annotation, molecular function: calcium ion binding; pore-forming activity.